Etheostoma cragini (Arkansas darter) is the source of this 1789-nucleotide messenger RNA. RefSeq names its product solute carrier family 2 member 15b (gene slc2a15b). Gene Ontology annotation, biological process: monosaccharide transmembrane transport. Gene Ontology annotation, cellular component: membrane. The transcript is spliced from 12 exons. Gene Ontology annotation, molecular function: hexose transmembrane transporter activity. Bases 232 to 1758 code for a protein of 508 amino acids. NCBI's taxonomy places the organism in Eukaryota, Metazoa, Chordata, Actinopteri, Perciformes, Percidae. The record is from RefSeq and is a predicted model, not a curated record.
AAAACGACUCAAGGCUUGGACGGGCCUGCUCUGCGAUGCGCUCCGAUGAUUGGACAUAGGAGUUUGACAGGCUUGUUAGUUCCGCCCAUCAACACGACACGCCUCCUCUCUGCCUCGCGAGCGUGGCUGAAAACUCCAAAUGGGAAGAGUUUGAAAAGUUGUGCGGAUGAGCUGCUGUCUCUCAUCUCAAACGAGCAGAGCAUACAAGGGGAGUCGUUUUUCAUGAGUUAAAUGGCGGAGCAACUACUUAUUAAAAACGAUGAGAAGCAUCUUACAAAGUCUCUGCUGGCGGUGGCUUUCCUGGCCUCGUUUGGUAGCUCCAUGCUCUAUGGCUUCAACUUGGCAGUCGUCAACUCUCCUUCACAGUACAUCAAAGACUUCUACAAUGAGACGCUGGUAGAAGAUUACAACUGGACUCCAGAUGAGAACCAACUCACCGUCUUGUACUCCCUCACCGUUUCCAUCUAUGCUAUCGGUGGGAUGAUGGGGGCCCUGCUAGUGGGCAAACUGGUAACCAAAUAUGGAAGGAAAGGGACGCUGGUGAGAUCUACUGUGCUGGUGUUCAUAGCGGGAGCUCUUUUGGGUUUCAGCAGAAUGUGCAGGAUGCCUGCGAUGGUCAUUAUUGGACGCUUCAUCAUAGGAGUACACUCAGGUAUCUCUCUCAGUGUGGUGCCGAUGUACCUCGGUGAGAUCGCCCCUAAGAACCUGCGAGGCUUCUUAGGCCUCAUUCCCAGCAUUCACAUUUGUCUUGGAGUCUUCAUCGCUCAGGUCCUGGGACUCCAUGAACUGCUGGGAAAGGAAGAGCACUGGCCUUUGCUCCUUUCCUUGGUAGUGUUUCCUACCACCAUCCAGCUGAUGCUGUUGCCAUGGUUUCCAGAAAGUCCACGGUACCUGUUGAUAGAGAAGGGAAAUAUUCACGCCACCAUUGCAGCCCUGAAGAGGUACCGUCCUAAAGGAGACAUCCAGGCGGAGGUGGAUGAGAUGCAAGAGGAACAGCGCUCUCUGUCCUCUAUCCAGACCGUCUCUGUUUGGGGCCUGCUGAUGGACCGCUCCGUUCGCUGGCAGGUCAUCACCAUUGUGGUGGUCAACAUUGGCAUGCAGUUAUCUGGCAUCGAUGCGAUCUGGUUCUACACAAAUGACAUUUUUAGCGACGCAGGAAUCCCAGAACCUUAUAUUCAGUACACAACUGUGGGAACUGGUGCCAUUGAGGUCAUCUCUGGGAUGCUGGGGUGUUUUACUAUCGAGCGUCUUGGCAGGAGACCUCUGAUGAUUGGUGGCUUCCUCUUCAUGGGUCUCUGCUGUGCUGGGAUCACAGUGACCGUCCUCUUCCAGGCACAGGUGUCCUUCAUGCGCUACAUCAGUGUGGGCUGCGUUGUUGGGAUUAUUGCCGGCUUCUGCAUAGGUCCAGCUGGCGUGCCUUUCCUGAUCACUGCAGAGCUGUUUAAGCAGUCACACCGACCGGCUGCCUACACUGUGGCUGGUUGCCUCAACUGGUUGUCCAACUUCACCAUCGGCUUUGUCUUUCCUUUCCUAGAGAUGUUUUUAGGUCCUUACUGUUACCUGAUCUUCUGUACGAUCUGCUUGGGAGUGGCUGUCUACACAAUCUUCAUUAUUCCUGAGACCAAGAACAAAACCUUUAUGGAGAUCAGCCAGAUGUUUGCUGCCAAGAACAACAUCCUCAAGGAAGAGCUGCAUUCCAAUGGGCUUCUCAAAAUGGCUGUGAUGAAUGGCUAUGGAACCCUUGGCCGCCACAAUUAAAAUUAAGGAUUGAGGAGGUGGACCUACAUGC